Jaminaea rosea is the source of this 1100-nucleotide messenger RNA. RefSeq names its product mannose-P-dolichol utilization defect 1 protein. The record is from RefSeq and is a predicted model, not a curated record. Lineage: Eukaryota; Fungi; Basidiomycota; Exobasidiomycetes; Microstromatales. The transcript is spliced from 2 exons. Bases 64 to 912 code for a protein of 282 amino acids.
CCAGUCGCAGGCGUCCACGACGUUGAUAUAAGCGCAGUCGUCCUUCGCUAAAGACUAGCAACGAUGUCGUCCCUCCUGCAAGCCAUCACCCACUCCUUUCCUCCUUGGCUCUCUAACCUCGGCGUCUCCAUCCUAGGCCAGGAAUGCUACACCAUCACAGUCUAUGAUGCCGAUCUCACUCACACGCCCUGCCUACGACUCGCAAUCUCCAAGGCCCUAGGUCUCGGCAUCGUCAUCUUUGGCUCCCUGUUGAAACUGCCGCAGAUGUACAAGAUCGUCAGCGCCAAGAGCACAAAGGGCAUCAGCUUGGCAAUGUACGCCAUGGAGUGUUGGGCCUUUGUCGUGUCUUUGGUCUAUGCGUACAGGGGCAAGCUGCCUUUCAGUACUUAUGGGGAGAAUGCAAGCUUGACUGUGCAGAACUUCAUCAUCACCCUCCUGAUCAUCAACUACGCCCCCUCACGACGCUCUCACCAACCCUACGCUGGUCCACCUAAUCGCACUCUCCCCCUCCUCCUCACCUCGAUUACCAUGCUCCUCACAACCUCCUUCCUCCUCUCCCCUUCGCUCUGCCCACCCUCGCUCCUCUCCCUUCUGCAAGCUACGACAAUCCCCGUCUCCCUCGUCAGCAAGCUCCCGCAAAUGGCUCAGCUACACCGCGAUAAGGCUGUGGGCAACCUCAGUGCGCUCGUCGUCUUCGCCCAGCUAGCCGGUACCAUCGCGAGGGUGUUUACGACGAUGACGGAGACGGAUGAUAUGCUACUGCUGGCUGGAUUUGGGGGAGCGACGCUCUUCAACGGCAUCAUCGCCGCGCAGUAUGUCAUGUACUGGAAUGGAGAUGAGAGGAGCACCUUCAGCAGCGGCUUGAUUGAUGAGAAGAGGUACGCGGGAUCCAGCAGUGUCAAGAGGGAUUGACGGCGACGGCGAGGAGCGCGUGAUACUUGCAUCGAGAGAAUGUUGCUGUCCAGACAGCCAGUUGGACGCAGAGGAAAGAAGAGAGGGUAGUGCAGAGACAAGAAAAAGUCGGACAGCAUCUUCGCAGAGCUGUGUCGAGAUGGUCAUAAAUUAUCAGAAUGAAUCUACUGACAUGAGAGGUCGGAAGA